CUUGUUCCACUCUCGUCGAAAUGAAAUUUUUCGCUGUAUCCUUGGUGAUCACGGUCACCCUAUCCGCUUGCGGAGAGGCCCAGAUGACGUUGCAGCCAACUACGGUGUGUAGUUGCACCAAUACCUUGUCGACUUUGAAGCCAACCGCCACGACAUUGAGCCCCAUAGCUCAAAAUGAAUACUGCAACAUUGCUACGUGCAGCGUACCUAGCGAAAAUACCCUAUGCAAAUAUUCGAAUUCAACCUGGGGAGCAGCUUGUUUACCAUCGUAUCCAACAAAAUCGAGUGUCAACGCUGAAGAAAUCGACAUCAUUUUACAGAUGCAUAAUGAUUACCGGCGCAAAGUUGCCAAGGGUCUCGAGACUAGCGGAAUUCCAGGUCCUCAGCCAUCGGCGUCUAACAUGAGGCAAUUGAUCUGGGAUGAGGAGUUGGCCGUAAUGGCGCAAACACACGCCCAGCAGUGCGUGUUUCACCACGACAAGUGCCGUAACGUCCCUCGAUUCCGAGUGGGUCAGAAUAUUUACAUUUCUGGGGCUUCUUCCGACUCGUUAGACUCAUCUAAUUGGCCUGCAGCUGUUACGUCUUGGUACGAUGAAGUUUUGGCCAUGACACCUGCUUAUGUUACAAGCUUUCCAUCAAGUCCACCUGCUGUUAUUGGCCAUUACACUCAAGUUGUAUGGGCUACUACUUAUACCGUAGGCUGUGGAGUGGCUUACUAUCAAUCGACUGCUACUUUUGGAGAAGAUUUUCCCUACAAUAGGCUCUAUGUCUGUAACUAUGGACCGACUGGAAAUUAUGUAAAUUCCCCAGUUUACGCUCAAGGAGCCGCUGGAUCUGCCUGUCCAGCUCCGACUUCAAACAACGACGGAUUGUGUGCUUGAAAAUCCACAACUUUUUAAAAUUUGUUCGGCUAUUUUUGAAAUGAUAUAAUAUCAAAACCAUUUGUUGUAGCAGCAAGGGUUUUUAACGGCUUAAAACAUGGCGAAGGAAAUUUUU
Messenger RNA from Daphnia carinata, 996 nucleotides. RefSeq names its product venom allergen 3 homolog. The transcript is spliced from 7 exons. The record is from RefSeq and is a predicted model, not a curated record. Gene Ontology annotation, cellular component: extracellular region. The coding region runs from base 21 to 881 and encodes 286 amino acids. NCBI's taxonomy places the organism in Eukaryota, Metazoa, Arthropoda, Branchiopoda, Diplostraca, Daphniidae.